Messenger RNA from Zingiber officinale, 961 nucleotides. Its product is annotated as xyloglucan endotransglucosylase/hydrolase protein 24-like. The record is from RefSeq and is a predicted model, not a curated record. NCBI's taxonomy places the organism in Eukaryota, Viridiplantae, Streptophyta, Magnoliopsida, Zingiberales, Zingiberaceae. The transcript is spliced from 5 exons. The coding region runs from base 20 to 961 and encodes 313 amino acids. Gene Ontology annotation, biological process: carbohydrate metabolic process. Gene Ontology annotation, molecular function: hydrolase activity, hydrolyzing O-glycosyl compounds.
CCUUACAAGUAAACAUUCCAUGGCUAGUGCCCAGUACUCGUCGUUCCUGCUCACCGCCCUUCUCGCCUUCGUCGCCGGUGUCUCGGAGAUCAACUUCCUCUCUGACGUGGAGAUCACAUGGGGUCGGGGCAAAGCCCUCAACAGUGACAUCCUCCAGCUCACCCUUGACCGCGCCUCUGGCUCCGGAUUCCGCUCCCGGCAGGAGUUCCUCUUCGGCCGCUUCGACAUCCGCAUGAAGCUCGCCCCCGGAAACUCCGCCGGCACCGUCACCACCUUCUACUUGUCAUCGUUGGGGGGCACGCACGACGAGAUCGACCUAGAGUUUCUAGGGAACGUGAGCGGGCAGCCAUACGUGCUGCACACCAACGUGUAUGCGCGGGGGACCGGCGACCAGGAACAGCAGCUCUACCUCCGGUUCGAUCCCAAACUGGAUUUUCACACCUACUCUGUUCUGUGGAAUCCUCAAGAGAUUGUGAUUUAUGUGGAUGAGACGCCAAUCAGAGUGUUCCGGAACAACGAAUGCCUGGGGGUGCCAAACCCGAAGAGUCAGCCCAUGCGGGUGUACGCCAGCAUUUGGGACGGCGACGAUUGGGCCACGCGCGGUGGCCUCGAUAAGACCGAUUGGUCCAAGGCGCCCUUCAUCGCAACCUACCGCGAGCUCACUGCCGACGCCUGCCUCGUCGGCUCCUACGGCUGCUCCGCUAACCAUCGCGGGUGGCUGAAAAAUCAUAUCUUGCUUCUUAAUUCCAUGUCAAAAUUGGAUCUUUAUUUGGUUAUCCGAUCAUGUUGCUGUUUCUCAAAGAUCAUUUUUUAUGUUUAUGAUGUUCUUUUCCUUGUGUUCAUCCACUUGGAUUCUGCUACGGUGAAUAGUGGGGGACCAAGGGAUAGUAUGGGGAUAAUAGCAAGGCAUAGUGGUAAAAAGUCGAGGGGGAUGAUGGUCAAAGUUGAGGACUAUCGGUAG